GACAGCCUCCCUUCCCUCGGGGACAGUGUCCCCAGCACCUGAGGGACCUUUCCUCGGCACGGCAGGUGAGGGAUCCUCGCCUGGGUCACCUCCAGCGGGCAGCCGGACCUGUGCUCAGAGCAAGCCGUGGGAGACAGCUCAGCGCCAGGGAUGUGAUCCAGGUCACGCAAAGUCACCCUUUGUCACAGGACCCAACUCCUUCCCCACAAGUUCUGUCCUUCAGCUUCUUCUCAAGCAUGCAGUGACCACCGGUGGCUUCCUGCCUCAGGGACCAGGGGAGAAUGCUCCAAUGGAGAGCCUCCAGAAAUCCAUUUUACUUCCCCUCAUCCUGACUGCCUCGCUGCCAGGCCUGGGCUUUUGUUACUCCAUCACAAAAGGCCCUGAGAAUGCCACGGUCCUGGCUGGCUCAGAGGCUCGGUUCAACUGCACCGUGUCUGCAGGAUGGAAAGUCCUCAUCUGGCUCUCCAAGGGCAGUCCUGUGCUCACUGUCCUCAGCUCCCAGGGCUCUGUGGAGACCACAGAACGCUUCACCUCCCACAACUACACCAGUGGGGACCAGUUCACCUCGGAGCUGAUCAUCCAGGACACGCAGCUGAGUGACUCUGGCAGGAUUGAGUGCAGCAUCCAGCAGCCCAGCGACAACAACUUUGCCUUUCUCUCUGUGCAAGUUAAUGGAUCUUUACUCAUCAAAAAUAGCACCUUAACAGUAAAAGAGAACCAAACAAUUGAGAUUGUUUGUGAAGCCUUAGGAUGGGCUCCAGCUCCAGACAUUACCUGGAUGAGAAAUGACUCUUUGGUUGAUAAGUCGAGCUAUGAUACCCAGCAAAGUCCAGGAUCUCAUGGCCUCCACAAUGCCCUGAGCACCUUAACUCUGACUCCGAGGGACACGGAGGUUUUGACUUGUUUAGCUGACAUAGAAGCACUCCCCAGCCCUCAGAAUGCGACUGUAACUCUUAUUUUUGACAACUCUGCCACGGAAAAUGAUUACAGUGAAGACAACAGGAGCACGUGGGUUAUUGUACUUGCAGUUGUGCUUUCAUUUCUUGGUAUUGUUCUCCUGAUCGUUAUUAUUGUGGUUGUUGUGCGCUGCUGCCUAAAGAGGAGAGAAUCUACUUAUCAAAAUGAAAUAAGAAAAGUUUCAGCUGAGAAGAAAAACGAUGGUGAUUUGGAGAACAGUCACAGGAGUGGCAGUGAAAAUCUGGGAUACAUUCCAGAGGAAUUGUGGAACACAGAACAAAGCCCAAGGCUUGCCUCUCUUCCCCCAGUGUCUUCAAAAUUUCCCGGCCCUGAUUACAAUUUGCACAUCAGUUCUGUACCAAAGGUGCGACCUCAAAGACGUACUGAUUACCUGAUGAGCCCAAAGAAAAUCAGGAAUGUGACACUCGUGUAGGAUGAAAAGUUAAAACCAGUUCUCUCCAUUUAAGUUAUAAGUUAUUCUUCUUUUUUGUUUUUUUUUUUUUUUCUCAUGCAAUGAAAUAAAAUUGCAACCUUUAUAAGCAGCACGUGAUAUUGCAGCAAAAUAAUGGACAUAAAUGACAUAAAUAGACUGCCCUAGAUUCCAAGACAAUGAGUUUGAUGGGACUGGGGAAGAAGAAUCUGUGCUUUGAGUCCCAAGCAAAUCAGCAAAACUCCUGCCAGACAGGAAUGUUAUGUUACAGCAAGAUUAAGGACUGGAAAUGCAAGAUAUUUAUUAUUU
Sturnus vulgaris (Common starling) is the source of this 1696-nucleotide messenger RNA. It is a transcript of the gene IGSF5, whose product is annotated as immunoglobulin superfamily member 5. Gene Ontology annotation, cellular component: cell surface; bicellular tight junction. NCBI's taxonomy places the organism in Eukaryota, Metazoa, Chordata, Aves, Passeriformes, Sturnidae. The record is from RefSeq and is a predicted model, not a curated record. Gene Ontology annotation, biological process: cell-cell adhesion.